CGCGGGGCGGCCUCUGCCCCGGCGGGAGCGCGGAGAGCGGCGCAAGCAGCGGCGCUGCAGGCGCGGAGAGAGAGAGGCCCCGGGGGGCCGGCGGGGAGCCGGAGCGGUGCCUGGAUCCAGCCCGGGGAGGCGGCGGCCGCUCACCAUGGCAGACGAUGAGAAGGCCGGCGGGAGUUCCGCGGACGGCGGCGAGAGCGCGCACUGCAACGUGCUGAGCUGGGAGCAAGUGCAGCGUCUGGACCGCAUCCUCAGCGAAACCAUCCCCAUCCACGGCCGCGGUAACUUCCCCACGCUGGCCAUGCAGCCUCGGCAGAUCGUCAAGGUGGUGCGGAGCCGGCUGGAAGAGAAGGGCAUCGGCCUGCGGGACGUGCGGCUGAACGGCUCGGCCGCCAGCCACGUCCUCCACCAGGACAGCGGCCUGGGCUACAAGGACUUGGACCUCAUCUUCUGCGCCGACCUCAAAGGAGAAGCCGAAUUUCAGACUGUGAAGGACGUGGUCUUGGACUGCCUCUUGGAUUUCUUACCCGAGGGGGUGAAUAAGGAGAAGAUCACGCCUCUCACACUCAAGGAGGCUUAUGUACAGAAAAUGGUAAAAGUAUGCAAUGAUUCAGACCGAUGGAGUCUUAUCUCCCUGUCCAACAACAGUGGCAAAAACGUGGAGCUGAAAUUUGUGGACUCUCUGAGGCGGCAGUUUGAAUUCAGUGUCGAUUCCUUUCAAAUCAAGCUGGACUCCCUGCUGCUUUUUUAUGAGUGCUCAGAGAAUCCGAUGACUGAAACUUUUCACCCAACUAUCAUUGGCGAGAGCGUUUAUGGGGAUUUCCAGGAAGCCUUUGAUCACCUCUGCAACAAGAUAAUUGCCACCAGAAACCCAGAAGAAAUCAGAGGAGGUGGUCUUCUGAAGUACUGCAACCUUUUGGUAAGGGGCUUUAGGGCAGCCUCUGAAUCUGAAAUUAAAUCCCUGCAGAGAUACAUGUGUUCGAGGUUUUUCAUUGACUUCUCAGACAUUGGCGAACAGCAGAGAAAGCUGGAGUCCUACUUGCAGAACCACUUUGUGGGAUUAGAAGACCGCAAGUAUGACUAUCUCAUGACCCUGCACGGUGUGGUGAAUGAGAGCACAGUGUGCCUGAUGGGACAUGAGAGGAGACAGACUCUGAAUCUGAUCACCAUGCUGGCCAUCCGGGUCCUAGCCGAGCAAAAUAUCAUCCCCAACGUGGCCAAUGUCACCUGCUAUUACCAGCCAGCCCCAUACGUAGCAGAUGCCAACUUCAGCAAUUACUAUAUUGCCCAGGUUCAGACGGUGUUCCCUUGCCAGCAGCACACAUACUCUACUUGGCUGCCCUGUAAUUAAGACCUGAAGUUAGUAGACCCCGUGGAGAGAACUUUUUCUAAGAUGUAGGAAGGGGCGACGGGUCCCUCUGAAAUGGGGUGUUUUGUGCAAUGAUGAUCUGCUCUAGUUUUCAAGCUUGGGACAAGCUUGUGAUUCUUCUAAUUAUUAAUGGGAGCAUGAUCAAGAAAGAACCCCAAAAUAAUUGGAUCCUACCCCAGAGCACAAGAGGCCUGUCAUUGAAAGCAACCAGCUUCCCCUGAAAUAAGUGAGGGAGGAAUAUGCUUGAUGACAAUAUGGGUUGGCAAUAUCUGCUCCCAUAGCUUUGGCAUAGAGAAGGUGGGAAAGCCUUAUUUUCUUUUAUUUUUAUUCUUACUCUAGAAUGGGAUCUGCAAAAGGGAGAAUAUGAAAGAAACAAAACAAAAAAAAAAACAACAAAAGAAAAAACUUCACAAAAAACAGUUCUAUAUAUAUUCAGGAGUUAAAAGUUAGAGGCAUAAAGCAGAGAUAAGCUGAAUAAAGUUGUAUAUUGGAAUUACUGCAUUUGGGGCUUGCAGCAAGUGCCGUCUAUGGAUUGACCAUGUAGAAUGUAUAGCUUGCUUGACUAGAAUGCUUUACCAGAAACAGCUUGCUCCAAAUGAACAGUAGUGGAUUGGUACAGUUAGAGAAGCAGAAACAUGUACGAUGACAAAGUCCAUUAUUUCCAGCUGUGUGCAUGCCUCACAUUUUAAAAAUGUGAGAAUGCUGGAAAACCAGCUGUGGCAAGAAGUAUAUACUUAAGGACCAAAGAUUUCACAAAAAAGUUAUCCAAGCAAAGAAGAUACAGUAGAGUAUAUAUAUAUAAAUAUAUAUAUAUGUAAAAGGAGAUGUUCCUAUAUUUGUACACACCAAUAGUAAUCAAAAGUGCCUGAUGCCUUCAUAAAAUUUGAAGUGAGAAAAAAUAUAUAGUUUUGUGGUUUAACCAUGCAUUUUGUUUUAUCAGGGACACAAGGAUAAAAAAAAAAGCAAACCAACCCAUAAGCUUGUGAAUAAGUGGUGGAGGAAAUGCCCUAUUUUUUUUCUUGGCAAAUACCUGUAUAGAGUUAAUGUUUUGUCGGUGUGCUAUUAUCCUAGGUCUGUGUGUGUAUGUGUGUAUAUAUGUUUGUGUGUGUAUAUAUGUACAUGUCAUUGGUGUAUAUCUAUAUAUAUACACACACAAUAUAUAUUAAUGUGGUCUAGGAAAAUGUAGCAAUUAAGGAAUGUUUAAAUAAAGUACUACUUGUUUUCCAGUUUGCAACAGGAUGUCAUAGGACAGUGGGCACCUUGCAGUGAAAUUUUAACCCACACCUGAGAAAUUUGGAGUAAAUGAACCAGUCAGGAUUAAGGUGGGAUUCAGAUAAUGUCUUUGGUUGCAAGAACAAGGAUUACAGUAAUUCAGUGGGUUGCUUGUGAGCCAUAAUAAUUCCACAGAUGGAGAAACAUAUGACUAGCUGAUUUUUUUUAACUGUUUUGUACUGUAAUGCCAUUUUGACAUUUAACCCACUAAUAUUGUGACUGCAUACCUCCAUGAUGUGUAAUUUCAGUGGAACGUGGAUCAAAGAUAGGUUUAUUUAAAACCCCUGACAGCUAAAGAAUAUUGUAUUAGUUGGUAAUUUGAACACUAAUUGUUAAUAUUUAAAGGAGUAUUUUUAAUAGAAUGCAUUAUGCAUUCCAGGACCACUAGAAUUUAGUAAAUGUGAA
This is a messenger RNA of Agelaius phoeniceus (red-winged blackbird), 3043 nucleotides long. It is a transcript of the gene TENT5A, whose product is annotated as terminal nucleotidyltransferase 5A. Gene Ontology annotation, biological process: mRNA stabilization. Gene Ontology annotation, molecular function: poly(A) RNA polymerase activity; RNA binding. NCBI's taxonomy places the organism in Eukaryota, Metazoa, Chordata, Aves, Passeriformes, Icteridae. The record is from RefSeq and is a predicted model, not a curated record.